AUGAGUUGUUCAACACUUUUAGUAUCUUGUGAAGGCUUUUAUAAGGACAGUGCCAACCUUUUCAUAUGCUGGGAGUGUAAAGCAAUAUUGUCCAGGAUAUGUGGUUUCCGGCACCAGGCAUGCAAAGCGCAAAAAGAGCUGUCACUCAUCACUGAAGGAAGAGCUGAUAGAGCAAGAAACAUUCGGUCUAAACUGAGUUGCAUGUUAAAAACCACCUACGACCGUACAUUCAUCUGUGAUAAUUCAGAAGAAAUAAUUGAUAAUUUUAUAGACUGUGGACCGAUUGUAGAUAUUAAACCUGAAAGUGAUUUAGACGAUGUGCCUUUAGCUGAACUUCAUAGCAACUCCAUGUCCAAUGAUAAUGAAAAGCUUAAUAAAGAGAAUACAGCUCUAAGUCUAUACACAAAAAGUCUAAAAUCAAAUCACUUAAAUGAAAACCAAGGAAGUAAUAGAAAAGUAAGACCAGUAAGGAAACGAAAACUCAGCAAAGAAAGUUCCAAAGAAAAUAGUACUUUAAUUGAUAGUAAUAAGAAAUAUUAUGCUACAAUUGAAAUGAAUGAAGAGGAAAUGACUGAAAGUAGAAAUGAGAGAAAGCGGACAGCCAUUUACGCUGAUGCGGCAUUCAAAUGUGACACUUGUAUCGAAGGUUUUAAGCUUGAAAUUGAGUUGGAAGGACAUAAUUUAGACAAUCACAAAAAGAGAGAAAAACGUACAAUAUGCGAUAUAUGUCAGUCGUACGUCAAAAAGGCAUCAUUUAAAACGCACAGGAGGGAUCACUAUCUAAAAUACAGUUGUCAGUUGUGUGAUUUCAUGUCAUACAAAAUAGCGGAGAUGAUUUGUCAUUUGAAGAGUGAACAUGCUAUAAAGAAUCUGGUUCUUGCUUUACAUAGGAAGAAGAAUCAACGUAAAAAGUACGUAGUAAAAAAUCCAGGUUCAAAGCCGCGACGGAAUAAAGCGAUGAAGGACAAAGGCACGCCUUUCGGUUUUUUAUGUUCGGAAUGCAACAAAUAUUUUGAGACCAAGAACUUACGAUGGAAGCACAUUCAAAGACACCAUCGCGAGGGUUUCGAAUGUACCACAUGUGGUAAAAGGUUUCCAUUCAAAAACAACUUGAACAGGCACACACUUACGCACACAUCACCACCGACCCGCGAAGAGUGUGCAGUGUGCCACAAGCAAGUGCGUGCGGACUUAAUGCGCACGCACUUGCGCAUACACGGCGCUCGCGAACGGUUCGCGUGCGCGCAGUGCGACAAGACGUUCGCGAGCAGACCCUCCUACGAACACCACCUCAAGUACACGCUCGCCCACGCGGUCAACGAUAUCCUCAAGUACAAAUGCUCGGUGUGCGACAAAGGCUACAGAUCUAAAGGGGAGCUGCGUGAUCACAUCAACUACCAGCAUAUGGGGAAGACGCAGCACAAAUGUCCUGUAUGCGGAAAGGCACUGGCGACGCGUCGCUGCAUCACGCGGCACGUGAGGCGCGCACACCACGGCAUCAAGGAGAACGAGAGGGACAAGAUAUGCCAGCAGUGCGGGAAGGCUUUCAGGGACAAGAAAGGUCUAAGAGAACAUGAGUUUAUCCAUACGGGUGAGCGUCCCCUAUCCUGCGAAAUUUGCGGCUGCACCUUCAGACAAAGCGCCUCCCUAUAUACACAUAGAAAGAGGGUGCAUAAGAUCUAUCCGAGGAAGAUAAACGUUGAGUUGAUGGAGAGUGAGGUCUCAAAUGCCAAUCAGGAAGUGAAAGAAAAGACUUGA
Molecule: messenger RNA, 1758 nt
Organism: Parnassius apollo (apollo)
Lineage: Eukaryota; Metazoa; Arthropoda; Insecta; Lepidoptera; Papilionidae
Source: the annotation of a GenBank genome assembly